This is a messenger RNA of Galendromus occidentalis (western predatory mite), 944 nucleotides long. Its product is annotated as AP-2 complex subunit sigma. Bases 129 to 557 code for a protein of 142 amino acids. The record is from RefSeq and is a predicted model, not a curated record. The transcript is spliced from 4 exons. Gene Ontology annotation, biological process: clathrin-dependent endocytosis; intracellular protein transport. Gene Ontology annotation, cellular component: membrane coat; AP-2 adaptor complex. Gene Ontology annotation, molecular function: clathrin-cargo adaptor activity. Lineage: Eukaryota; Metazoa; Arthropoda; Arachnida; Mesostigmata; Phytoseiidae.
AUUGUGUGUCCAGGAUUCGUGGCUCAUUUUUGACGCCUUGGCUUUACGCAAACCAGCGUAAAUCCUCGUCGCCUGCGGGGAGAAGAAACGUUUCUUUCCAGAAGAAUCCUCAAAAGUCGAUUCCGAGGAUGAUUCGCUUCAUACUGAUCCAAAACCGCGCUGGCAAGACUCGUUUGGCAAAAUGGUACAUGACUCUGGAAGACGAUGAAAAGCAGAAGUUGAUCGAAGAGGUGCACGCCGUCGUCACGGUCCGGGACGCUAAGCACACGAAUUUUGUGGAAUUCCGCAACUUCAAGAUCAUUUACAGGCGCUACGCGGGCUUAUACUUCUGCGUGUGCGUGGAUGUCAAAGAAAAUAACCUCGCCUAUCUUGAGGCCAUACACAAUUUCGUCGAAGUGCUUAAUGAGUACUUCCACAGCGUAUGCGAGUUGGAUUUGGUUUUCAAUUUUUACAAGGUCUACAGUGUCGUAGACGAGAUGUUCCUCGCCGGCGAGAUACGAGAAACGAGUCAGACGAAAGUUCUCAAGCAAUUACUCGUGUACAACUCACUGGAAUAAGGAACCGGAGAUGUCCGAUCAGAUCGCACCCAUGCAUGGGCUCCGGCAACAGCUUUUGGGGAUGUAGACUGGCAGGUAGCAAAGUACCAGGAUCCACUUAGUUAGUAGGAACAUAUCUGGAGAAGAUGCCAAAGCUCUCAGCAUGACCUCAGUUUCGCGGAUGGCUGUUUUCGUAUUCUCGGGUUUCGUUCCGCUGAAGAUCUCGUGUGUCAGAUCAAGUGUUCCAGGAAUGGAGGGAGGUGUUAGUUGUUGCGAUUGAUCGAGAGAGACAGAGAGGAGGUUUACUCCCAAGAGUGCAAUUUCGUGUUCUGGCUCUUCGGGACACGAAGGUGUACUCUCGACCUGAUCGCCAUCGGGAGUCGAAUAAAUGUUCGGAUACCCUGCACA